GCUUUCUAGAAUUAAACAUGAGCUUCAAUCGGCAAAGAGUAGCACUGGCAUGUACUUAUUGCCGCCACCGGAAACGGCGAUGUGACGCCACCAAACCAAGAUGUAAUAAUUGCACCAGGUCAGGAGCGGACUGUCAUUACGAUGACGGACCCUCGCAAAGGUAUAGGCAUGCUACGACCUGUCCUCGAUGCAGCGUCUAACGAUUGCCUAACAGAAUCGAUACUUCUGGGGGCACAAAGGAAAUAAUAAGUCGGUUGAAAGACAUCAAAGACAUGCUGGCUGAGCAACAGCAGCACUUAACAGCCUUAUCAUCCAGGAACCAUUCUCAGCCAGCAUCUCGCGUCAACUUAUCGCAAGGCGCUACGCCAAAUACAAGUGAUGGAUCGCCAAUAAGUGCUCCUGUGAAUGGGACGCAAGCUAUCGACGACGAGCCUCCACAAUUCUCCUCUAGUAUGAGAGAGCCGUUGGACGUAGUAUCUGAACCGAUGAAUAUUCCGGCCGAGCACAAGACCUCUUCAAGUUACCUCCUAGGUCUCCCAGCUGUGAAAAUGCUAGUAGGUGAAUAUCCAACAAACCUAUUCUUCCUACUAGAGAGCCAGAGUCCUCUGCCACCGGAGCUGUCUCCAGAGCAGUCGCAGAAUCCGCUGCCUCCUUUCCAAAUAGAACGAUCGGUACUUGACCACCUAGUUGCCACCUUCUUCUCGUCAGUACACGUUAGUCAUCCAGUACUCGAUCAGGCAGAGUUUACAGAGAUCUACGAAAGAUUCCUGGACAAGGGAGCAGACUCGAGCACAGAGUCAGCCUUAUGUAUGACAGUCUUUGCUCUUGGUGCUGUUUCUAGUCUACCAAUGGGUUUAUGCCAUCCGCAAACUUCUCCCAAUGGUACGAAAUAUAUGAAAUAUGCUCUACCAACGCUCAUGCUCCGCUCAUUAUGGUUGUUUUCCUUCGAUCUCACAUUAGCUCAGGCACUUGUUUUGGCGAGUGUCUAUUUUGCAUAUAUUGUCCGUCCGCUUCAUAGUUGGCGACUCAUAUACUUGGCUACCAAUCUUUUACAGCUAAAGCUUUCAAGCUUGGAUUGCCAAAAGCAAACACUCAAUACAGAAGUCGAUAUACUGCGGCUAUUUUGGUCUUGCUUUAUCAUCGAAUGCGACAGGCUCGCUGAGCUGGAGCUCCCUAGAAGCAGUCUUCAACAAUUGACUGAUGACGCAAGCCUGCCCCGAUGUGGGAAUCUGGAUGAUCUUCACAUGACAGCCUAUCUGGCCGAGAUAUCUAUCAGACGACUUCUGAACCGCAUACACAACUCCCUAUACCCAAGAACACCAAAUUCUCUCAACACGUCUCUUUCUUCAACCUCACUGAUGACACCAGAAGAGUUUUCUAUCGACGAGCUGACUUCGAUCACCUCUGUCUGUGAAGAACUGCACAGUCAACUCGACUUAUGGCACGCAGCAAUCCCCGAGCAGUUCCGACCACCACUUAAUCUUGAGGAAAUAGACAAUGACAGGAUAUCCAUAUUGAGAAUUCGAUACUAUGCCGCGAAACAUAUUAUAUACCGACCUUUUGUUCUCCAUGUUACAACGCACACGAGCUCACAGAUUUCGAGUGCUAUUGUCGAGAAGGCAGGUAUUUGUAUCGAAAGUUGCAGUUUGUAUCUUUACCACACCUCUAAGAUUCUUCGCGCUCCAAGUCAGUACACUUGGACGUUUGCAUUGUCGUCGCUCGGGGCGGUGAUUAUACUGACACUGUCAUGGCUCAAUUCUGAGCUCCGGCACUUUAUUCCUGACAUAGAGAGCCUUCAAAGUUUGGCCAUUGAUAACUUGAGUCAAUGGAAUGUUUCCAGUAUCUCCGAUGUUUUGGCAAUACUUAAGGAGAUAAGGAGGAAGACACGUCUUCGAACAAGAGUCUGAGAGAUCUAGGAUCUUGAUAACGCAGGUUCAUCUGAUUGUCCGGAUUCUAUUUCACAGUACUAUAAAAGAUAUCAAGGUGUGAAAUAUCUUGAUUGAUGUAUAAGAGGAGUCGAUUCAAAUGUUAUAGCUCGCCACCUGUGGGCUGCGCGAUAAUCUUCAAACCAAUUUCAGAUGUCCAGAACUUGCCAUCAGG
Messenger RNA from Fusarium odoratissimum NRRL 54006, 2100 nucleotides. RefSeq lists its product as uncharacterized. Gene Ontology annotation, biological process: regulation of DNA-templated transcription; DNA-templated transcription. Gene Ontology annotation, molecular function: DNA-binding transcription factor activity, RNA polymerase II-specific; DNA binding; zinc ion binding. The record is from RefSeq and is a predicted model, not a curated record. NCBI's taxonomy places the organism in Eukaryota, Fungi, Ascomycota, Sordariomycetes, Hypocreales, Nectriaceae. The transcript has 4 exons. Bases 273 to 1907 code for a protein of 544 amino acids.